Molecule: messenger RNA, 2501 nt
Organism: Brachypodium distachyon (stiff brome)
Lineage: Eukaryota; Viridiplantae; Streptophyta; Magnoliopsida; Poales; Poaceae
Product: putative disease resistance protein At1g59780
Exons: 2
Coding region: 289-1950 (553 amino acids)
Biological process (GO): defense response to other organism
Source: RefSeq, a predicted model, not a curated record
UACCUCAUUGUCAUUGAUGACAUAUGGAAAAUACAAUCUUGGAAAACAAUAAAAUAUGGUCUCGUGGAGAAUAGAUGUGGAAGUAGAAUAAUCACAACCACUCGUGAUUUUGCUGUUGCUGACCAAGUUGGUGGUUCUUAUAAACUGAAACCACUAAGCCUAGAGAGCUCUAAAGAAUUAUUUUAUGGAAGAAUCUUUGGCUCUGAAGAAAAAUGCCCUCAAGAAUUGACUGAAGUAUCUUUAAAGAUUUUGAAGAAAUGUGGUGGUGUACCCUUGGCAGUCAUUACCAUGGCUAGUCUAUUGACCGUAGACAGUACAAUAGCAAAUCCAAGGGAGUGGGAUCAGGUGUGUGACUCUAUCGGUUCUGGUCUUGGAAACAAUCCUGGUGUGAAGGAUAUGAGAACGAUAUUGUCCCUAAGCUAUUAUAACCUACCUUCCCAUCUAAGGACUUGCUUAUUGUAUCUACCCAUAUAUCCUGAAGAUUAUGUGGUCCCAAGAGAUAGAUUGAUAUGGAAAUGGAUAGCCGAAGGUUUUAUCCCAGAAAACAGUAAGGAUGGCCGAAGCUUAUUCGAGGUUGGGGUGAGUUACUAUAAUGAACUUAUAAGUAGUUGCAUGAUCCAGCCCGCUGAGUAUUUUCAAGGUUGCCAUUUGCAUGAUAUGAUGCUUGAACUCAUUUGUUCAUUGUCAAGUGAAGAGAACUUUGUUAGUAUAUUGGAUCAUAUUGAGGAUAGCACAUCCCCUCAAAGCAAUUCUAGGAGGAUAUCUCUCCAGAAUAAAAGGGAAAAUCAUCAAACCACACCUCCUUUUUGCAUGAGGGUAACACAAGUGAGGUCUGUUACUGUCUUUCCACCUGCUAUUGAUCUAAUGCCACCUCUUUCGAGCUAUGGAGUUUUACGCGUACUGGAUCUGAGUGGAUGUUAUUUGGGGGGAAGUGGCCAUAUUAGGCUUAAGUAUAUUGGGAAUUUAUUGCACCUGAGAUACCUAGGUCUAGCAAAUACAAAAAUUUGUGAACUCCCAUCAAGUAUUGGGAGGUUGCAAUUUUUGCAGGUGUUGGAUAUAAGGAGCAACUCUCAGCUGCCAGCAUUACCGCCGUCUAUUAUUAAGCUGAAAAGACUGUUAUGCCUGCAAUCUGACACUUAUGGAAUGGCUAUUUUUCUGGAUGGGUUUGGGAAUCUGACAUCUAUGGAAGUGUUGACCGGGAUACCUGCAUCCCUAAACAUUGUGAAAGAGCUGUGUAACCUAGCAAGAUUGAGGGUGCUGGAAAUUUUCUUUACUUAUGAUCAGAGCUUGGAGGUGGAGGGAGCUUUCGUAGAAUCUGUUUGCAAGCUGCCAAAUAUCCAAAGUUUAACCGUGCAGGGUUCUUUUGAAUCCAUGGAUCUCUUUAGUGGGCGCUGGGUGCCUUCUCAACAUCUGCGCAUAUUUGACUGGUACAAUGCAGGCGUAUUCUCCACACUGCCAGCGUGGAUAAGGAGAUAUCCCUCUCAUCUUUCUAACCUCUCCGAGUUAAUCAUCAAAGUCAAGAACCUGCAGGAGGAGGACCUGCGAGUCCUUGGGAUGUUGCCGUCUCUUAGUAUUCUCGGCUUAUGGAGCACCCACCAAACGGAAAGGCUUCUAGUCAUCGGUGCUGAUGCAUUCCACUGCCUUGCAACAUUCAUAGUGCAUUUGACGCCACCUGCGCAAAUAAUUUUUGGACAAGGAGUUUUGCCAAGGGCUGAAGAAGUUGGUUUCAAUUUUGGUGUGCGGUUGGCUAAAGAUGAAGGCAAUGAUGAUUUUGACAGCGGCCUGGGGAACCUGCUCUCCCUUCAGCGGGCCUUUCUUAGAAUCUGUUGUGGUGGAGUGACAGUUGGGGUGGCGAGGAAAGCGGAGGCUGUGCUCAGGCACCAAGUCGACGUCCAUCCUAAUCACCCUGAAGCUACAAUUAGUACCGAGCCGUCCAUACCACAAGACUGAAUUACAACAUCUAUGAUAAAGAGAAACGAAGGCUGGAUCAGGCGGGCUGACCUCUCAACUCAUGUGACCGGAGAGCGCAGAUCCAGCACGCGGCGACUGGCGCACUCAUGUCAGGAGGCCAAUGGGGAGGCAUGCCUGAAUCUAUUGCUGACGAGGAGUUUUGGAGCUUCCUGCUGCUGCGAAUGCGCAUUGCCAUUAUAUUGCUAGCCGAUGUGGAGAACAUGAUGCUUGCCAGGCAGCAUCUUCUCCCGACACAGCACAAUAGCACAUCCUUCUCCAUGGGGAAUCCAAGGGCAUGUCAUCCUAGUCAUUGCAUGGAGCUGCAUGUUCUUGUAAUUUUUGCUCGCGCCGGCAUGGAUAUGUUAAUGACUUAAUGUGGUGCUGCAUGUUCUUGUAAUUUUUGCUCGCGCCGGCAUGGAUAUGUUAAUGACUUAAUGUGGUGGAGCUGUGCUUCCAUAUACGUAAACCCCUAAAAAUGUUCAGGGGUUAUUUUUCUUUAUCAAAUUUAUCUAGACUGUCUUCCCUUCGUUCAAUAAUAACUGCUUCAGUAA